AUGGCGACAUCAACUGAAAAGAUUGUUCCUCAGUGGGAGCGCCCAACGUUUUCGGCGGGUAAAGUGCCUUUGGUAACGCCAGCGCAAAGCGGAGGCCAAGAUAUUGAGGGUGACUUUCCAUUGGAUCAGAUAGUAGUUGACCACUUCCCCCCAGGCACCCAAGUCUACUCAUGUGAUCGCUAUGGAGCUUCGGCCUGGUCGUUUACUGCCAGAAUUGUAACCACACUCUCAAAUGGGGAGCCAAAGCUCUAUUUUCUCAAGUGUGCUGAGGGGGAUCAAGGGAAGGUCAUGUUGGAGGGAGAGUUCAAUUCUAUGGUUGAACUAUACAGAACGAGCCCCAACUUUGUCCCAGAGCCUUACGCAUGGGGCAAACUUAGUGUCUCCCGCCCUGCCACGUAUUACCUCUUGAGCGACUUCAUCGAGAUGGGCAGCAAGAAUCCAGAUCCCGUCCAGCUCGCCACCAAGCUUGUGCAGUUGCAUCAGGCAAGCACAUCUCCCACUGGCAUGUUUGGUUUUCACAUCAAUACGUGCCAAGGCGAUCUUCCUCAGCAGACGGCGUGGAACCCAAGCUGGGUUGACUUUUAUAUCCAGCUGGUCAGGGGAGCGAUGGCACUCAACACAGAAAAGAAUGGCAACUGGAAGAACUUGGAGCCACUUGUCGAUCGGCUCAUUACACAUGUAGUCCCUCAAGUACUGGGACCUUUGGAAGCCGAUGGCCGGGUCGUAAAGCCAACUUUGAUCCACGGCAACCUAUGGGAUGGAAAUAUUGGAACCAGCCUUGAAAACGGGGAGGUUUACAUCUUCGAUGCGAGUGUCUACUAUGCACAUAACGAGAUGGAAAUCGCUAUGUGGCGUGCGAGGUUCUGCAAGAUCAUGAGCGCGAAAGUGUACCUCAAUUCCUAUCUCAACCGAAUGGGCAUCAGUAAGCCUGUCGAGCAAUUUGAGGACCGCAACCGGAUCUACAGUUUCUAUCUGACGCUACAUGAAUCAGCUUGCCAUAAUGGCUCGAGCUUCCGGGAAGAGUGCUAUGAGAAUCUCAACUACCUGGUCAACAAAUACGCUCCACUUAACGAAGAAAGUAGUUAG
Messenger RNA from Penicillium samsonianum, 1086 nucleotides. Its product is annotated as Fructosamine/Ketosamine-3-kinase. The transcript is spliced from 4 exons. The record is from RefSeq and is a predicted model, not a curated record. Bases 1 to 1086 code for a protein of 361 amino acids. Lineage: Eukaryota; Fungi; Ascomycota; Eurotiomycetes; Eurotiales; Aspergillaceae.